This is a messenger RNA of Brassica napus (rape), 1113 nucleotides long. RefSeq names its product ribosome biogenesis protein NSA2 homolog. Gene Ontology annotation, cellular component: preribosome, large subunit precursor; nucleolus. The record is from RefSeq and is a predicted model, not a curated record. Gene Ontology annotation, biological process: maturation of 5.8S rRNA; maturation of LSU-rRNA. The transcript has 9 exons. Lineage: Eukaryota; Viridiplantae; Streptophyta; Magnoliopsida; Brassicales; Brassicaceae. Bases 67 to 849 code for a protein of 260 amino acids.
AUCCGACCAAUUUAUAAAACCCUCUUCAGAACGUCAUCUCUCUCUCACCGACUAAAACUCUAAACCAUGCCGCAGGGAGAUUACAUUGAGCUGCACAAGAAGAGGCAUGGACGCCGCCUCGACUACGAAGAGCGCAAGCGCAAGAAGGAGGCGCGUCAAGUUCACAAGCGCUCCAAACAGGCUCAGAAUUCGAUAGGUAUAAAGGGUAAGAUGAUUGCGAAGAAAAACUAUGCUGAGAAAGCUCAAAUGAAGAAGACAUUGAAAAUGCACGAGGAGAGUUCAUCAAGGCGUAAAGCUGAUGAGGAUGUUCAGGAAGGAGCUGUUCCUGCUUAUCUUCUUGAUCGUGAGAACACCACUCGCGCCAAGGUUCUUAGCAACACUAUCAAGCAAAAGAGGAAAGAAAAAGCUGGGAAAUGGGAGGUGCCUCUGCCAAAGGUCCGUCCUGUGGCUGAAGAUGAAAUGUUCAGGGUGAUCCGAUCUGGGAAGAGGAAGACAAAGCAGUGGAAGAGGAUGGUUACGAAAGCUACAUUUGUGGGACCUGGUUUCACAAGGAAGCCACCAAAGUACGAGCGUUUCAUCCGCCCUUCUGGACUUCGUUUCACCAAGGCUCACGUCACUCACCCUGAAUUGAGGUGCACGUUCUGUCUUGAGAUUAUUGGAAUCAAGAAGAAUCCCAACGGUCCUAUGUAUACGUCACUUGGUGUCAUGACUAGAGGAACAAUCAUUGAGGUCAAUGUGAGUGAGCUUGGUCUUGUUACACCAGCUGGAAAAGUUGUCUGGGGGAAAUACGCUCAAGUGACGAACAAUCCAGAGAAUGAUGGAUGUAUUAACGCGGUUUUGCUAGUUUAAUCAAAAAAAACUCCAGCAAUGUUAGAGAGAUGUGGACAGAGUCGAGAAGAAGGCAGGAAUCAUGGUGGUUACUUUCUCUUUUGUUCUAUUUUGACGACAGUUUUUAUGUUAUCCCAAGCUUUUCAUGGAUCGUUGUGAUUUUGUCUUCUCAUCCCUAUUAACCAGCUCUUACAGCUUUCCAAGGAUCCACAAUGUUAGAUCAGUUACGUUCUUGUAAUGCAAGAAAACAUAUGAGUAUACAAGAAGAAGUUUACUUAAUAGAAA